Messenger RNA from Trifolium pratense (red clover), 1641 nucleotides. RefSeq names its product protein MAIN-LIKE 1-like. The record is from RefSeq and is a predicted model, not a curated record. NCBI's taxonomy places the organism in Eukaryota, Viridiplantae, Streptophyta, Magnoliopsida, Fabales, Fabaceae. The transcript is spliced from 5 exons. Gene Ontology annotation, biological process: meristem development; meristem maintenance. Bases 1 to 1641 code for a protein of 546 amino acids.
AUGAAGCGGGGGGAUGCAGCUGAGGAUGGGAAUGUAAAUGUUGGUCAAUAUUUGGCCGAUGAUGCAGACUGGCCCGAUGAAGAUGAAGAACCACCGGAACAACAAAUGGCAAUUCCGAUAUGGAAUGCAGAGCCUGGUGAUGAGAAGAUUUUGAAGAAAACUAUGCGGGCCAUUACCAACGGGAAGAGGGUUAUCAACCUUCCAAAAAUGGAUCGGAAUGUGGACUGGUUUUGGAGAGCCAUAGAAGCAACCGGCUUAGAGCCGCUAAUGAGGACCAAUUACAGCAUAAUAGACCACGGGGUUCUCACUGCAUUUGCCGAAAGAUGGCAUUCGGAGACUAGCACCUUUCACAUACCAAUAGGUGAGGUUGGCAUCACAUUGGAUGACGUCCAAUGUCUGUUACAUCUACCGAUCGAGGGAAAGCUGUUGAACCACAGAAAGAUAUCAAGAGCUGAAGGAGUUGAACUUGUGAAUACAUAUCUUGGAGUGCCUGAAUCCAAAUGUUGGGAAUUUUUUAUUGAUACACACGGUCCGCAUAUAACUUAUGGAGGGCUAGCAUUUGUGUAUACUACAAGAUGGGAGGAAAUUGACAAAGCUGUGAAUGAAAACCGACCGAUGCAUGAAAUUACGGUGUUGAGGCAGCAGUGUAUUAGGGCUUUUUUGCUGUUUUUGGUGUGCACUACCAUUUUCAGCAACAAAAGCCAAUUCUACGUCGACGUAGUUUAUUUGAGCUACUUUCAGGAUUUGUCAGAGGUGAAUCAGUGGAAUUGGGAUGUGGCUGCUUUAACAUAUCUGCAGCACUAUUUGGAUGAUUCGUGCAAGGCGGGUGGUAUGCAAGUAGCCGGAUACUUGUCCUUUUAUCAGGGAUGGAUAAUGAUGCACUUUCCAAAAAUGACUGUGUGGCGUAGAGAUCCGAACUACAGAGAGGAGAUGCCACGUAAUGCCACCUUCAGCACUGGACAAGGACAUAGGGAUCAUGUCAUGUAUAGGCAAUUUUUGGAUAACAUGCAGGUUUCUGAUUUUGAAUUUUGUCCAUACGAUGGUCACCGCCAUGUGAGACCCUUGAUUGAUGUUUGCUGGUUUUCUGGUUGGUUGAGGUGCGGGUCAUUGAAGGCAAAACAUUUACCUGAACGUGUACUGCGACAAUUUGGUCAUGUUCAAGGCAUUCCAAGAGACCCUGCUGCGGGUGCUCCAGCUGGGAUGAGUUUGUUGCAGAUUGAUCGAGUGUUUAUGGAAGAGGUUGAGAUGAGAAUGAUUGACGAAGAAAUGAGAGGACCGACUGUUGUGAGAGCAUGGGAUCAUGUACCUGGCUAUAUAUCAUGGUUCUACAAAGUCUCCCAUCCGAUUAUGCGUCCGAUCGCUGCCCCGGAACCACCACCUAGACCAGCAAACUUAGAGGUGCUGAUAGAGGAACAGGAAUCGCAGUCAGUUCCUGAUACUUUGGAUAUAUGCCGCAAUGUCAGAACUGAGCUACGACGCGCACUUGAAGCAAAUGAGGCAUUGCCAGGAACUCUGAUUUAUGAAACUGUGAACAGGGUGUUUGGGUUUGUCGAACCAACAUUUUUGUACCGAUCAAGGCGCAGACUACCGGGUAGAGGAAGAUUUGACUCACAUGAUGCUGCAAGACGCUUUAACACUUAG